This is a messenger RNA of Micromonas pusilla CCMP1545, 1426 nucleotides long. RefSeq lists its product as uncharacterized. NCBI's taxonomy places the organism in Eukaryota, Viridiplantae, Chlorophyta, Mamiellophyceae, Mamiellales, Mamiellaceae. The record is from RefSeq and is a predicted model, not a curated record. The transcript is spliced from 2 exons. Bases 30 to 1370 code for a protein of 446 amino acids. Gene Ontology annotation, cellular component: cytoplasm.
GUGCGGCCUUCGAAGUCCUCGCGAGCAUCAUGUCCGCCGCACUUCAGCCCGCGGUCGCGGCGCUGCGCGCACGGAGUCAUAGAGCCUCCCAUCCCCGCCACGUUCGCGCGAGUGCUUCGCGAAUCGCGUCUCGGCGCCCCGCGUCAAUUUCUUGCGCGGCGACCGCCGGGGACGCCGUCAAGGACAAACGCGUCCCCGUGACCAUCCUCACCGGGUUCUUAGGGUCCGGCAAGACGACGCUGCUCAACCACAUAUUGCAAGGUGAUCACGGCAAGCGCAUCGUCGUCAUCGAGAACGAGUUCGGCGAGAUCGACAUCGACAGCGACCUGGUCACGUUCAAAGACAGCGGCGAGGAGGAUAUAAUUCUCCUGAACAACGGAUGUCUGUGCUGCACCGUGCGCGGGGACCUCGUGGACAUGCUCGGCCGCCUCGUGAAGGACAAAAAGGGCGAGUUCGACCACAUCCUCAUCGAGACCACGGGUCUGGCUAACCCCGCGCCGAUCAUCCAGACGUUUUACCUCGAGCCCGAGCUCUUAGAUACGCUUCGCCUGGACGGCGUCGUGACGCUCGUGGACGCGAAGCACGCGACGAUGCACCUGGACGAGGUGAAGCCGGAGGGCGUCGUCAACGAAGCGCUCGAGCAAGUCGCGUUCGCGGAUCGGCUCGUCGUGAACAAGACGGAUCUCGUGAACGAGUCCGAGCUCCGGACUAUCGAGAACCGCGUCCGCACCAUCAACCAGCUCGCGUCCAUCCAGAGGGCGGAAAAAGCCAACGUCGACCUGGACUUCGUCCUCGGCGUCGGCGGCUUCGACCUCGAUCGCGUGCAGGACGUCGUGGAGGAGCCGAGUCACUCGCACAGUCACGGGCACGAGGAUAGUCACGGGCACAGUCACGCGGGCGAGGAAGAGACGUGCGACAAGCCGGAUUGCGACGAUCCGACGCACUCGCACUCGCACUCGCACUCGCACGGCGGCGACGCGAAGGCGGAGGCUGACGCGGAGUGCGAGGUGUGCGGCGAACACGGUCACAGCCACAGCCAUCACACCCACGACGACAGCGUCACGAGCGUGAGCCUGACUAUGGACGGCGAGGUCGACCUCGAUCUCGUCAAUGACUGGCUCGGCAUGCUUCUUAACGAUCGCUGGCAGGACCUCUUCCGGAUGAAAGGCGUCCUCGCCAUCGAGGGCUGCGACGACCGGUACGUCUUCCAAGGCGUGCACGCGCUCUUCGAGGGCAUGCCGGAUCGACUCUGGGAGGACGGCGAGCCUAGAAAUUCUAAGCUCGUCUUCAUCGGGAAGGAACUCGACCGCGAGGAGCUCAAGGCUGGGUUCGAGGCGUGCAAGGUCGGGGUCAGUGCGGUGAAUGCUUGAGCGCGGCUAGUUGUUUUUUUUUCUUUUCUCCUCGAAUCAGCAGAGUGUUAAAUUCU